AGGGAGAGCUGGGGAAAGUGCCAGAGCUGACUACAAAGAAGAUCCAAGAGGCCAGCACUCCAGCCUUGUCUCAGGACAUACCAGCCCACAGCAGCAGGAUGGGCUGUACCACAGGCCACCUUACGUGCCAACCCCAGCCCCAGGUUGCCUCAGGGCAGGAGGGACAGUCCCUGGAGGCUGGUGGUGCUAAGGUCCCAGAGGUGCUCUCCUCCCUGGAGCGUCUGUCCCAGGCCACGGGAGGCAUGGAGAAGUCCUGGUAUCGCUGCAUCUUCCCCUUCGGAAUAAUCUCGCUAGUGAUUGGCAUAGCAGGAACAGGAGUGACCUUCACCUAUAACAACUUGCCUCAGACCAAAGUGGUUUCAGUGGUGCUGCUCAUUGUGGGUCUGGUGCUGCUGCUGUUGGCUACUGCCUGCUGGACUGUCCACAAGAAGAAGAGAAGGAAAAAGAAAGAAGGAGGCUCUUUUACCUCUGAGCAGUGCCCCCUGUGAAGCACUAUGUGGAAGCAGUACAGGGAUGAGAGAGGAGAGAGAUGUUCAGGGCCGGAAGAUUAAGGGUGGGCUAGAGAAGCUGCCACUUCACCCUCCCCCAGCCCCAAAUCCCCUCUAGUCUUUAUCACAGAGUUUGGCUCAACUUUUACUGGACAGAAUUUGGGCCCAGAGAUUAUGGACAGACAGACAGAGACAGACAGACAAAGGAGAGAUAGACAGGACACUAAGGAUCUGUGGGGCCUGUACGGUUUGGAGCUUUUUGGAGUGACACGAUCACCACCACCUCAAACGCUCCUUUAUCAUUAGACAGCAGGUGUCCAGUGUCAAAACAACUUUGGAGGAGACACACACAAAUAUGCACUGUGCACACACCGACACACACAUGCACGCACAGAUGCACGCUCCUCACAGCCCUCACACACAUAUGCACCAGCAGACACAGCGGGAGCUUGCGCGGACACUUAACACGCUAUGCAGAGCUGCUGCUGGAAUCAGUGCUGGCGUCACUAGGCACGUCAGUCACGGCAUUCCUCCUGCCAGGACAGGUGACUCUCCAAGAGGCCAGAAGUGGGCCAAAGACGGCAACCUGACACCUUGCCGAAAGAGGAGUGCACCAGCGUCAGCGGCCCGCGUCAUUCACUCGUCCUGUGACACCGCAGCAAUGUGUUGGGGCUUUUUUUACGCAAUGGGAGAGUGGAACUUGAGUCCAGCAGGAUCUUACUGGCAGCUGUGUGGACGAGGAGCUGGAGGAUCCACUGGGGAAAUGGAGGGUGUACGUGUGUGUGUGUGUGUGUGUGUGUUUAUGUGUGUGUGUGUGUGUCUGUGUAUGUGUGUGCGUUCACACAAAGUUUGAUGAGCUAAAAAAUUAUUGGACCUUUGGAUGUCACUACUAAGGAAUGAGGGAGUCACACACGCAUGCACACACACACAUAUACACACACACACACACACACUCACACAUACACUCACUGCCAUUUUCAUGUGACAGUAUGAAGCCCAAUGACCAAGUGAGAGAGGGGACAUACUAUGAUGGGCCUUUUUGUUGCACUGAAAAAGUAUGGGCCACUGACUUUGUGACUGACUUAUUGCUUUCCCUGUUGACUAUCUGUGAGUAUUUAUGCCCAGCCUGGUGUCUAGGUGGGUCACCUCACCUCCAUACAGGGCAGGCCAGGAUUACUGAAGGACACUGCCUGAGGGGACAUGCCACUGCAGGGACACUUUGACUGAUCCUGCUCUCCAAGAGCCCCUCCCGCUUGGUGCCUUAAGCAAGCACUCAUGGAAAAAGGCUCUGUCGCAUUCCCCUGUUUCCAUCUGAACUCCUGACAGUUUCCCCCUUGCUCCCUCUCUCUUUACCCCAACAGGACUCUCCUCUUCACUUCCAUACACCUUCCCCAAUCUCUCCAUCGCACCCAACCAUAAUUUCUCAUCUGAAUUAAUUCACAGCGUCAUCAUGAUAGCCCAGGAGCAAGUGUGUACAGCAGCAGCUUGACACACACACACGAAGCCACACACACACGUACACUUACCGUUGAGCCCCAUAGGAAGCAGUGAUGUUUCUUUAUCUGUCCAUGUGCCAUUGAAAAUGGAUUAUUUUUUCUGUCACAGAAGAAAGAGCAUUGACUGAGAGUGAGCGGCAAAUCUCUUUGUCUGUGUGACGUUUGGGUACAGGACUGUUUCUCAGUGAAUGUUUGUCUUCUAAGAGGCUCUGUUCUGGGGAUUCCCUCUGCUACGCCACUGCGCUUUUUCACUUGCAGAGAGAAUGGAUGAAUGUACUGUAGCUGCGCUCAGCUCCACAUCUGUGAAUAGGUGCUUGCUGUUGGUGUGCGGUCUCACAGGAUGAGACCACACAAUAGCAUUUUAUUGUUGUCUUAGACAUUCUUCGUUUUGUCACUGAAUGUAAUAAAAGAGAAAUCAUGGUGGGAGGGUUGCAAUGGAGAGAAUAUAUAGUAAACAGCACAGGAAAUAGAAAGAAAUCUAACGUCUUUGUGUCUCGGUGAAGGAGUGUGCGCUUAGACUCGGAGAAGUGUCAUUGAUCAGUGUUUUAUCGAUCCUGGUUACCAGAUUAGUGAUGCUCACAGUCUGUGUCUAUGCAUCCAGAGGUAGCAGUUAACACACAGUGCCAAAGAGGGAUGUUUUCCCUUAGCAAGGCUUGGAUUGCCCGUCUGCUUCAAUUGUGUAGUGAUGUAAUUGAUCUUUCCCCUCUCUUGCUUUGUUGCAACUCAUUGUGCUUUUGAAUGCCCUGGUGUAUGGUGUUUUCCAGCAAACUCUGCUGUUGCUCACAUGCUGUAUGGGAGAGAGGGAAGGAGGGAAGAAAGGGAAAGAUGAAGGUUAGGGUGGAAGAGAGAAACAGCCUGGGGAAGUCUUUAAAUGGCAGCACAGAGCUGUGUGUCUGGUUAGAUUGGGAUCAGCCAUCCUGAACAGAAGACUGUUAUUCUUAGUGGGUAUAAUGCAUCGCUGUAAAAGAGCAGUGAAAACGUCAAGUUGACGGGAGACUGUGAUUUGUGAAUGUUGGUAUGGGUUUUUUAGUUGGGGCAAUGGCAGAAGCUGGGGAAAUGGGCCACAAUAGAGGAACCUUGUGCCUUUCCUUACUAACUGAAAAGAUAACUAACAUGGAAUGCUAAGCCUCCUCGAAUAUGCGUUAACCUUUGCAAAUAGACACAUGAAAUCUUGUUUUCUUUAGAGGUGAAUAUCAAAGGAAGUGAGGAGAAUAUUUAUGAGCCUGCUUUUUAUAGUUCAGCACAGUGGUGUCUUCUGAGUAGUGAGACAACAGAGAAACCCUAGUAUUGCAUUACAUUACAGUGGUGACGACGUAGCGGCCUGUCUCACUUACUCUGGACUGCACUGCAGCUGUGUCAGGGAACCUAUCUGUCACUGCACAAACCUGCUCACAUUGUCUUAGGUUGGCUUUAUGGUUGUUAUACUCAGAGGACGACACUGGGGCUUGGGCGUUGGCUUCAUGGAGCUUAAUUCCAAUGUGAUACGUGAAAAAUUCAACAACAAUGUUUAGAAAUCACUGACCUACGUAAUGGUUAAUAAGGUCGAUAGAAAAGCUCUGGAUAAGGAUAAUCUCCUGUUAUCUGUUGAUGUGUGCGAAUCAUCAAGGAGCUAACAUGGUGUUACUCGAGAAAGAUGUUUCGUGGCAUGGUGGUAGAGAGAGGGGGCGAGGAGGAUGUACAAUUUCAUUGAGAGAAGCAGACCGCAAGGAGCCAGCAACGUGCUGAGAAUACGGAUUUACAGUCAGUGAGACCGCCAGUUUAACCACACAAACACCGGCUAGGGUGCACGUAAACCUGCACAUACAUGCACACAAGAAACAUACACAUACACUACUCUUUUGGCCUGUACAUUGAUGCAGUUUUGAUAUGCAUGUGUGUACAGCUUGGGGUUGUAUACACAGGCUAAAUGCUCUUAUAUAACCAUGAAGUACUUACUUGUGAAGCUAUUUAGUGCCAACCUGUUGACGCAUAGACUUGUACUAAUAGCAGGUGGCCAAAUUUUGUUUUGUAGAGAUGUGAAGUGAUUCCCCUUCUGUCUACUGCAAAAA
Molecule: messenger RNA, 4032 nt
Organism: Myripristis murdjan (pinecone soldierfish)
Lineage: Eukaryota; Metazoa; Chordata; Actinopteri; Holocentriformes; Holocentridae
Product: transmembrane protein 100
Exons: 2
Coding region: 99-488 (129 amino acids)
Biological process (GO): cellular response to BMP stimulus
Cellular component (GO): plasma membrane
Source: RefSeq, a predicted model, not a curated record